Molecule: messenger RNA, 4255 nt
Organism: Macaca mulatta (Rhesus monkey)
Lineage: Eukaryota; Metazoa; Chordata; Mammalia; Primates; Cercopithecidae
Source: RefSeq, a predicted model, not a curated record
GGCAAUGGUUGUUUUGAAAAAAAUUAACCUAUCUAAAUAAAGUAUCAGCAGUUGAAACUAACGAUGUAUAUUACAACAGUAUUAUGACCAAGUUGCCUCUACCCCAAGAAUUCAAGAAUGGUUUACCAUUAGAAAGUUUAUUGAUGUAACUGAUCUCAUUAACAGAUUUAAAGAAUACCCAUAUGAUCAUCUUAAUAGAUGCAGGAAAAUCAUGCAAUAAAAUACCUAUUUAUGAUAACUGCUGAUAUGUUAUUUGUGCUUUUCCUUAAAAAUGCAGUGUUUUUAGGAAUUAAAGUUCAGAGCAGCAAAAGUCAAACAAAAACCAAGUCUGAGCAAUAGAGCUACUACAAUGCCCAUCACAGUCUUUGCUCAGAUGACUACCUAAGGUCAUGUUCAGCUCUAUGUUUCUGUGACCACAAAUAGCAUCUUUGGCAAAUCUGGUUUCAGUUGGUCUUUGUCCAGCUCCUGGAUUCCAUGCAGGGCCUGAGAAGCCCUCAAGGAUAAGAGAUUAAUCCGGUCCAGUGGACUCCGUGGUUCCUCAACUCCAAGUGCCCCCACCAUAGGUGGGACCUGCCUCUCUCGCAAAGGAUCCCUGGCGGCAACCCGAGACCGGUUCAGACCGGUUCUCCUACCCGCAUUCCGCCGAGUCUCUCGCUCUGCCCAGGACGCACAGAUGAGAGCGCUCAGCAGACUGGUGGGUCUGUCUUUCGGUCCUUCCUAAUUUCCCCCUCCUCUGGGGAAAGGUCAAGGAUACCUGAACCAAAGUGUCUGGCGGGGUGUAGGUGGCGGGGGGGGUGCAUCUGUGCACAAUCAAGGGCUUGGCCCUCCCGAGAGCGCCCAGGGGCAGGGGCCUCCUAGGUUCUGGCGGCCGACAGGGGCGACCGGCGCAGGGGGUCGCGCAGGAUUGCGGCUGAGGUCCCACCAGCGAGAGACAGAGACCCUCAGACAUUUAGUCCAGAGACUGCAGCAAGGAAGGGGUACGAGGGGCCAGGGCCGGAAUUUCGGGGGAGGGAGCGCAGCGACCAGAGUCGUUUGCUGGCACCUGUAGGGGCGAAUGCAGGGGCUGGGCCGAGAUGACCUUGGACCAGAGCUCCCUUCCGGCCUGCAGAGAUGAGCUUGGGGUUUAGCUUAGUGAGGAGUGAGCAGCUUUUCAGCCGCAGUGCUGCGGCAGAGGCGGAUGGAGGAUGGAGGAUGAACUGGAGCCGUCCUUACGACCUCGGACGCAGCCCUAUUUAAAAUAGCACCAGCUGAGGUGGGAGGAUCGCUGGAGCCCAGGAGUUUGAAGCUGCAGAGAUCUAAUAGGAUCUCACCACUGCACUCCAGCGUGGGCGACCUAGGGAGACCUUGUCUAUUCAGGGCAGGAUCCUGCUCCUGACCAUCUGUGCUGCUGGCAUUGGUGGGACUUUUCAGUUUGGCUAUAACCUGUCUAUCAUCAAUGCCCCGACCUCGGAGGCCUCUUUGGAGCACUGCUUGCAGGUCCCUUGGCCAUCACGCUGGGAAGCCUCUCUUUCUGUGUGUUUCGCUUCCCCCAAGGAAGAAGUCCCUCCUGGUGAAUAACAUCUUUGUGGUGUUGGCAGCGAUUCUGUUUGGAUUCAGCCGCAAAGCAGGCUCCUUUGAGAUGAUCAUGCUGGGAAGACUGCUUGUGGGAGUCAGUGCAGGCGUGAGCAUGAAUAUCCAGCCCAUGUACCUGGGGGAGAGCGCCCCUAAGGAGCUCCGAGGAGCUGUGGCCAUGAGCUCAGCCAUCUUUACCGCUCUGGGGAUCGUGAUGGGACAGGUGGUCGGACUCAGGGAGCUUCUAGGUGACCCUCAGGCCUGGCCUCUGCUGCUGGCCAGCUGCCUGGUGCCCGGGGUGCUGCAGCUCGCCUCCCUGCCUCUGGUCCCCGAGAGCCCACGCUACCUCCUCAUUGACUGUGGAGACACCGAGGCCUGCCUGGCAGCACUACGGCGACUGCGGGGCUCAGGGGACUUGGCAAGGGAGCUGGAGGAGCUGGAGGAGGAGCGCGCUGCCUGCCAGGGCUGCCGUGCCCGGCGCCCAUGGGAGCUGUUCCAGCAUCGGGCCCUGAGGAGACAGGUGACAAGCCUCGUGGUGCUGGGCAGUGCCAUGGAGCUCUGCGGGAAUGACUUGAUGUACGCCUACGCCUCCUCCGUGUUCCAGAAAGCAGGAGUGCCAGAAGCGAAAGUCCAGUAUGCCACCAUCGGGACUGGGAGCUGCGAGCUGCUCAUGGCGAUUGUUAGUUGUGUGGCAGUCGAGAGGAUGGGUCGGCGCGUGCUGCUCAUCGGUGGGUACAGCCUGAUGGCCUGCUGGGGGAGCAUCUUCACUGUGGCCCUGUGCCUGCAGGUAGCUGGCGUGGAUGAGGGCUGGAGGGUCCAGGCCAGGCUAACUUCCACCUCACCCCUGCCCCGUCCAUGGCAGAGCUCGUUCCCCUGGACACUCUACCUGGCCGUGGCCUGCAUCUUUGCCUCCAUCCUCAGCUUUGGCAUUGGCCCUGCCGGGGUGACGGGGAUCCUGGCCACAGAGCUGUUUGACCAGAUGGCCAGGCCCGCUGCCUGCAUGGUCUGCGGGGCGCUCAUGUGGAUCAUGCUCUUCUUGGUCAGCCUGGGAUUUCCCUUCAUCAUGGAGGCCUUGUCCCACUUUCUCUAUGUCCCUUUCCUUGGUGUCUGUGUCUGUGGGGCCAUCUACACUGGCCUGUUCCUUCCUGAGACCAAAGGCAAGACCCUCCAAGAGAUCUCUGAAGAAUUACACAGACUCAACUUCCCGAGGCGGGCCCAGGGCCCCACGUGGAGGAGCCCGGAGGUUAUCCAGUCGACAGAACUCUAAUCCCAAAGGGGUGACCAGGGGCCAAAGCCAGCUGCUGUCCUGUCCUCUGCUUCCUGCCAGGGCCCUGGUCCUCACUCCCUCCUGCAUUCCUUUGUUUAAGGAGUGUUUAUUGAGCACCCGUUGUGUGCAGACAUGGCUCCAGGUGCUUAGCAAUCAGUGGUGAGAGUGGUGUUCCAGGCUAAAGGUAAUUAACUGACAGAAAAUCAGUAACAACAUAAUUACAGGCUGGUUGUGGCAGCUCAUGACUGUAAUCCCAGCACUUUGGGAGGCCAAGGUGGGAGGAUCAGUUGAGGCCAGAGUUUGAAACCAGCCUGGGUAACAUAGUGAGACCCUCUGUCUCUACAAAAAAGUUAAAAAAUGAGCUGGGCAUGGUGGUAUGUGCUAACAGCUCUAGCUACUCAGGAAGCUGAGGCAGCAGGAUCACUUGAGUCCAAGAGUUCAAGGUAGCAGUAAACUACGAUCACACCACUGCAUGCCAGGCUGGGUGACAGAGGGAGACUUCAUCUCUUUAAAACGUAAUAAUUACAGACUCAGGAAAUGCAGUGAAAGAAAAAUACAGGUUGGCCAGGCGAGGUGGCUGAUGCCUAUAAUCCCAGCACUUUGGGAGGCCAAGGCAGGAGGAUCGCUUUGAGACCAGGAGUUUGAGACCAGCCUGGGCCACACAGUAAGAUCCUGUUUCUACCAAAAAAUAAAAAAAUAAUAAAAUAAGCUGUGUGUGGUGGUACAUGCUUGUGGUCCCAGCUACUCAGGAGGCUGAAAUGGGAGGAUCACUUGAGCCUGGGAGGUCAAGGCUGCAGUGAAUCCUAAUUGAGCCACUACACUCCAGCCUGGACAACAGAAGGAGACCAUGUUUCAAAAAAAAUAAAUACAGGUUGUAGUGGGUAUGGAUGUGCGUACCAGGAGGACUGAUCUAGUCUGAGAGGGGAGUGAUUAGAAUUUUCUGAGGAAUUGAUGUUUUUAAUCAACUUUAUUGAGGUACGAUUUAUACAUAAUCAAAUAUAUCCAUUUUAAGUCUAUAUUUGGUGAGUUUUGAGAAGUGUAUACACUUGUGAAACACCACCGCAAUCCAGAUGGAACGUUUACCCUGCCCCAAGGCACCCUCAUGCCCCUUUGCUAUCAAUAACCCACCCCAGUCCCAGCCCCAGGGAACCACUGACCUGCUUUCUGCCUCAAUUAGUCAGAUUUACCUUUUUUCAGAAUCUGAAGUCAUUCCAUACUGUAUGUACAUAUUUGUGUCUGGCUUGGCUUCAGAUACAGUUUUUGGGAUUCAUGCAUGUUGUUGCAUGUAUUAGGAGAGACUCCUUUGUAUUGCUGAGUAGUAUUCCCCUCUGUGGUUAGACCAUGAUUUAUUUAUCCAUCAACCUGUUAGUGGACAUUUUGGCUGUUUCUAAUUCUUGGCCAUCAUGAAUAAAACUGCUGUGAAUGUUCCUACACAAA